CAACAACAACAACAACAACACCAAUAUCUUUGAUAUAACAAAUGAUUUUAUCUGAUGAUGAUGAUGAUCUUAAUUUCACUUUUGAUGAAAUACAAAGAGAAUUAACUAAUUUAGGUGUAGUCGGUUUAAAUAAUCAACAAUUAAUUCACUUAAAAAAUGAUUUAGAUUUAUUAAUUAAUAAAGAGAAAUAUGCGUUGCAUCAUUUCAACCACCACCACCACCACCACCAGCAACAACAACAACAACAACCAUCUCAAUCAGUAACAACUAAUGGUAUUUCUAUGAAUGAUGGUGAUACUUAUCAACAAAUUGAUGAUAAUAAUCAUAUUACUACUGAUAAUUCUAAAAGAAUUGUAUCGUAUCUAUCUAAAUCUUCUAUCGUUUCCUCUUCUUCUCCUCCUCCUCCGCCAUCAUCAUCAUCGUCGUCAUCAUCAUGUUUUUCUGUGACAUCUGAGGACUUUACACAUUAUAAUACAAACAGUUAUGAUUGUAAUAGCGUGAACAAUCCAUUAAAGAAAUUCAAUGAUCAUACAAUACUAAAUGAUUCAAUUAAAUGUAAAUCAUCAAUAACGAAUAAUUAUUCUCUCAACUUGAAUGAAAGAAACAUAUCCAAUGAUAGUUCUGUAUCGAAUGUCGUACAAUUAUCACCUAAACAUCAUCAUGAACAUGAUCAUUGUCUACAUCAAAAACCAUAUUCUUCAACUGAUUCACAAAUAACAGCCUGUUUUUCAACAACUAAGGAGGCAAUGAAUAAUCUUGACACCACAUCGAUCUCAUCAUCAUUAUCAUCAACAACUCUAUUACUGAAUGAACCUGAAAGUCAUUUUGAAGAGAAACAACAGAAACUUAAUCACCACCACCGCCACCACCAACGUCAACAGCAGAAACAAAUAGUUCAGUCUGGGAAUGAAUUGACCAGCAGUAAACAAUCUGUAAAUUUUAAAUAUUCUGAUGCUAAUGGACAACCUAUUCAUUCUGAAUCUUCUAUGAAAAAUCUUGACUUCGAACACCGUCUAAGUAAUGAAUUCAUACUUACACCAAUGAGAAUGAAAACAUCGUCAUCAACAGACAAAAACUACUGUCACCCGAAGUCUGUUUCUAAAGAUUCGUCUAAUCAGUUUAGAAGAUCGUCUGCAUAUCUUCAGCACCAAUAUCAACAGGCACGUGAUUCUCAUCAACAUUUGCAUGAUGAUCAAGGAAGUCGGGAUAAAUUACAUGGAAAAUGUGAAUCGAUUAUUGAAAAGGUCACUGCACAUACUACAACUAAUGCAGAUCAACAUGAUUUUCGUAGUAAUAAGUUGUUAGUAUCGAAUAAUAAAUUGGAAAAGAUAUUAGGGUGUAAUAAAAUUGAUGAUAUUUUAAGUUCUAUUAAUUAUGAACGCCAAAAGUCUACUACUACCACGACGAAUUCUUCAAGAAGAUCGGCUCGAUUUCUUGAUAAUCCUGUUGAGCAAGUUCAUAAUGUACCACAACAACAGCGACGACCUAAAUCUGCACAACAUUGUCAAAAAGGGAAUGAUUGUUGUUGUUAUAAUGCUCGAUCAUUACAUUCUCAGAACUUACAACGACCGGUAUCCACUAUUACGCAGAGACAAAAACAAGAUCCAGUUACAAAAUAUCAUUCAUAUCAACGAAGCUGGUCGAUACAUUCUACACCCGGUGAAAAUGCACGACGUGUUCUACGUUGGAAUAUAAGAACAGCAAUGAUGCAUAGAGAAAUACCAUUGUUACAACGUAACUCCUCAGAAGUUAUUCGCCUCUUAGGUCCAUAUGCAUCAGCUUAUUUGGAGCAAGAAAGACAGAGACGAAUUAAAGCUUUACAGCUUGAUUAUAUUCCACCAACUAGUAGACGUUAUGAUGAAUUACGUCAAAUUAUUCGUUCAUUAAUGGGAUAAAUUUCAUUAAAUUUAUAUAUUAAUCAAAUUAACUGAAUAAUCAAGUUAUUCUAUUCAUUGUAUAAUCUCAUUGAAUAAUUUACUCUUGGUAAUAUACUUCAUCUAGAUAUAUAUCUUUCUUUAUAAGAAGGAUCUCACAUUCAAGAAGGAUUGAUAUCCUUUUUCAUUUGAAAAUGGUCAUAUAUCGUAUUUACUUUCUAUCAACCGGUGUUAUCAUUAUCAUUCCAUCGGUCCAAUUGUUUCAUAAACAAUCUAUUUGACUUUUUUGUUUUCAUCAAGUUGUUGUUGAACUAUGUUCUUUUUGUUUUGGUUGUUGUUGUUGAUAUAUUG
Messenger RNA from Schistosoma bovis, 2225 nucleotides. The record is from the annotation of a GenBank genome assembly. Lineage: Eukaryota; Metazoa; Platyhelminthes; Trematoda; Strigeidida; Schistosomatidae.